UCUUAAAUUUUCUUCUCAUUUUUAAAUUCGAGUAUGAUAAUAUUUAAUGUUAUUAAUCUUAUUAAAAUUAUUUAAAAAUUCAUUUGCUCAUUUAUUAAGCUUUCUAAUUAGCUUAAUAUGUAUAUUACCAUAAUUAUAAGCAAUAAACUAGUAAAUCACGUUUAGUACAUCAUUGUUACACUAUUCAUAUGAGGUUAGUCGUGUUUUCGUGUUUUAAGAGUUAGUAAAUAUGCCUUUAAGAGAGAUUUAAAUACAUUAUUUUAAUAGUGAUUAUACAAUAUAAUAAUUCUAUUACCUUGAUUUACCAAAAUCAUGAAAGUUACUAUAUUCAAUGAAAAUGAUUGUAUACUCCUAGUUGGAGAAGGCAAUUUUUCAUUUUCUGUUGCACUGUUCCAUCUCAAUUUAAAAAUUAAUAUUACUGCAACAUGUUACGAAGCUAAUGUUGAUCAAGAGCUUGGAAAGAAAAACAUAGAAUAUUUAAAAAGCAAUGGAGUUCAUGUAUUAUUAGGUGUUGAUGCAACAAAUUUAAAAGAAUAUCCAAUAUUAAAAACAAAAUUAUUUAACAAAAUUAUUUUUAACUUCCCUCAUGUUGGUGGUAAAAUGCGAAUAGAAAAAAAUAGGGAGUUAUUAAGACAAUUCUUUAUAAGUGCAUCAGAGAUAUUAAAAAGCAAUGGUCAAGUAUUAGUUACUUUAUGCAAUGGCCAAGGUGGUACAGCUAUUGACAACCCACCAAGACGUUGGGAUGAUUCAUGGAAAAUCAUAGAAAUGGCAGCACAUGGAAAUUUUGUACUAACAGCAAUUGAACCAUUUGUAUGGUCAUCUUUUCAAAGUUAUAUAGUAACUGGAUAUCGCAGUUUGAACAAACAAUUUCAUUCUGCUGGGGCUUUAACUCAUAUAUUUAUAAAAUCUAAACCACCAACUGCUAAGAACAUUGCACCUAAAAAGAAAAUAAACAUUCUAAAAUGCAAUAGUAAUAAUUUUUCAUGGAAAGAUAUAAGUCAAAUUACAAACAUAUCUCAUAUAAAUGCAACUAAUAUAGAUACUCGUACAUAUGCAUUUGAUAUAACUUUUGGUGUUAAGGAACAAUUUAAUCCAAUUAAAUUUUAUGUUGUGUUAUAUAAUCAUGCAGGACAUAUUAUAAAUGAUGUUAAUUUUUUAAAGUUAUAUGAAUCAGAAGAAAAAGUAGAAAAAAGAACUUAUAGAAUAAGUUAUAAAUCUAAUCAUUUACCUUUAUAUAGAGAAAGAGUUAUUAAUAUACACCAAAAUUUAAUAACAAAUAUUUUGGAAAAUAAUUUAAAUGUUGUGGUUGGAAGAUAAUGUUAUUACAUAUGUAAAAUAUGUAUUAUAUUCAUCAAAUAAGGAAUCUAAUCUUACAUAAAAAUUUGUGGAAACGAAGUAUUUUAUAUACCGUUACAAUAAAUAUUAAAGAAUAUAAAGAUAUAAAUAAAAACAUACUUAAAUCAUUUUGUACUUUUAAAAGAUUUAUAGAACAAAAGAAUGUUCCCAAACCAUUACGUAGUAUAAAACCAAGAGCAAAGAAUGACGCAGAUAGAAGUAUCCUUGAUUUGAAGCAAGUAAGAACAAUUGGAGGAAAAGGUGGAGAUGGAGAAAUAUCUUUUUUACAAUUAUGGUCAAAUGAGAAUGCUGGGCCAGAUGGUGGAGAUGGGGGACAUGGUGGUCAUAUAAUUUUUGAGACAUCAAUGUAUGUUAGAGACCUUUCACAUAUAAGUUCUGUUCUCAAAGCUGAAGAUGGAGAAAAAGGCUAUAAUAAAAGUUGUUUUGGAAAAAAUGCCAAGCAUACUGUAGUACCUGUUCCUAUAGGUACCAUAAUACGCAAUAUGAAAGGAAGCAUAAUAGCUGACUUAAAUCAAGAAGGAAUGAUGUUUAUUGCUGCACGAGGUGGUGCUGGUGGUCAUGGGAAUGCAUUUUUUAAAUCAGAUGUACGACAAUCUCCACAUAUAAGUGAAUAUGGUGCAGAUGGAGAAGAUUUACAGUAUGUGUUAGAAAUAAGUAGUAUGGCACAUGUAGGAUUAAUUGGAUUUCCAAAUGCAGGUAAAAGUACAUUACUAAGGGCAAUAUCUAGAGCUAGACCAAAAGUUGCAGCAUAUCAAUUUACGACAUUGAAACCUCAUUUAGGAAUCAUAUUGUAUGAUGAUUAUGAGCAAAUUACAGUGGCUGAUUUACCGGGUCUUAUACCUGACUCUCAUAAAAAUAGAGGACUUGGCAUACAAUUUCUUAAACAUGCAGAACGUUGUAAGAUUUUAUUAUUUAUUCUCGAUGUUGCCGCUGAUGAACCAUGGAAAGAUUUUGAAACUUUAAAAUACGAAAUCACAGAAUUUAAUGUACAACUAAAUAAACGAUUACAUCUUAUUGCAGCAAAUAAGAUAGAUUUACCAGGAGCAAUGGAAAAGUUGGAAAUACUAAAACAAAAAAUAAAUUUACCAAUUAUUCCAAUUUCUGCUAAAAUGGGUAGAAAUAUAUCCACUUUAUUAAGAGAAAUAAGAAUACUAUAUGACAAGGAAGAAGAAGAGAGUAAGAAGGAAAAUGUAUUGUAGUACAAAGAGUAUUUUGAUUAAUUAUAUUAUAUAUUUAUAAUAAUUUGUUAAUAAAAAUCAUUUAUAAAAACCA
Molecule: messenger RNA, 2628 nt
Organism: Bombus terrestris (buff-tailed bumblebee)
Lineage: Eukaryota; Metazoa; Arthropoda; Insecta; Hymenoptera; Apidae
Product: mitochondrial ribosome-associated GTPase 2
Exons: 8
Coding region: 1338-2555 (405 amino acids)
Cellular component (GO): mitochondrion
Molecular function (GO): magnesium ion binding; GTPase activity; GTP binding
Source: RefSeq, a predicted model, not a curated record